This is a messenger RNA of Oppiella nova, 714 nucleotides long. The record is from the annotation of a GenBank genome assembly. NCBI's taxonomy places the organism in Eukaryota, Metazoa, Arthropoda, Arachnida, Sarcoptiformes, Oppiidae.
CUUGGUGAGGGUGCUUAUGGACAGGUAUACAAAGUUAAACAUAAAGACCAUCAUGACGAAUAUGCGGUAAAGAUAUGUAAAUUAAAAGAAAAAGAGAAACAAAAUGUUUUGAAUGAAACCCAAAGUCUUGUGAAACUUCGGUCAGAAUAUGUGAUUCAAUACUACUAUUCAUGGAUUGAAUGCAAUUGUCUUUACUUUCAAAUGGAGUUAUGUUUAGAUAAUCUCAAAAAUCUGUUGGAAACCAAAAAACCAAAUAAUGAAAUGAUGACUGGUUUUGAUUAUUAUAUAUCGUGUGAAAUAUUUCGUGAACUCACAGAAUGUGUGCAAUAUUUGCACGAAAAGCAUAUCAUUCACAGAGACCUCAAACCGGAUAAUGUGUUGAUUUCAAUGGACGGACGCAUAAAGUUAUGUGACUUUGAAUGUGUGCAAUAUUUGCACGAAAAGCAUAUCAUUCACAGAGACCUCAAACCGGAUAAUGUGUUGAUUUCAAUGGACGGACGCAUAAAGUUAUGUGACUUUGGUUUGGCUAAAGAGGUCGUGAAUAUUGAUUCGUAUAAUAUGUCUAAAGCUAAACAUACGGCAGAUAUCGGGGAUCUAUCAUAUCAAGCACCGGAAGUCCAGACUAAGGAUUACAAUCAUUUGAUUGAUAUCUACAGUCUAUCCCUAAUCGGGGCUCAAUUAUUUAAUUUCGAUCCAUACAUUAUAAUUGACGGA